Molecule: messenger RNA, 1646 nt
Organism: Tribolium madens (black flour beetle)
Lineage: Eukaryota; Metazoa; Arthropoda; Insecta; Coleoptera; Tenebrionidae
Product: cytochrome P450 4C1-like
Exons: 9
Coding region: 25-1590 (521 amino acids)
Molecular function (GO): iron ion binding; monooxygenase activity; heme binding
Source: RefSeq, a predicted model, not a curated record
ACUGAUUAUACUCUCAUUUGCACAAUGAAACCAGCCUAUAUCGACAUGACGUGUGCUCUGACUUGGCUUUUUUCAGCCCUUGCCCUACUUUUUCUUAUCAAAUACAACUGGAGUAGACGAUGGUUGUACUAUUAUGGGUCGAAAAUAAACGGACCGUUUGCGUGGCCCAUCAUUGGAAGCGCCCAUCACUUCAUCGGAGGCCAAAAAGUAUUUUACAAAAACAUGAUCAAGCUAUUUGAGACACAACCAAGCAUUUUCAAAUUCUGGUUGGGUAAAGAUUUGAUUGUGGUGACGUCACGACCGGAAGAUGUUGAAACUGUUUUGAGUAAUUGUUUCGGGAAGCCGAAAUUUUAUGAUUAUUCGUAUAAAUUGUUCAGGGAUGGACUUUUAAUAGCACCAGCAAAAAUUUGGAAAGACCGGAGGAAAACCAUCAAUCCGACUUUUAAUCCGAAAAUUUUAAACUCGUUUAUUGACAUUUUUGGGAAACAUGCAAAUCGGUUAGUGGAUGUUUUUGAAGAAGGUUGCGGGAAAGAAUCAUUUGACGUUUUUUUGAAACUAUUUCGGAGCACUUUAGAUAUUGCUUGUGAAACUCUAGCUGAUGUUGACAGUGAUUUAAUUAAAGGCCAGGAUGCUUAUCUACAAAAAGCAAUAAGGAUGGAGGAUGUUUUAGCAAUUCGUUCGUUCAGUGUUUGGCUUCACCCCGACAUUGUUUGGAACAAUUCGUCAUUUGGGAAAGAAGUAGAAAAAGCAUCUCCUGAAGUAUUCGGUUUCAUAAAACAAAUUUUAGGUUUAAAGAAACUAUAUCCAGUUCCAACAGUUAGUGAAGAAUUUACGCUAGACGACGAAUUUUGUAAGAAAAAACGUUUCCUUAACCACUUGUUAACUGCAAGUGAAACAAAUCCACAAUUUAAUGAAUUAGCUGUUGAGGAGGAAACUCAAACUAUUCUUAUAACUGGUAGUGAAACAACAGCGAUUACAAUUGGAAUGGUUUUAAUAAUUUUGGGAAUAUAUCCUGAAGUUCAGGAAAAAAUCAUGGACGAACUUGAAUUAGUUUUGGGGCCUGAUAACAGAGAAAUAACUUUGGACGAUAUAAACAAAAUGGAGUAUAUGGAACGUGUGAUUAAGGAAACACUAAGAGUACUUCCAAUCGUACCAAUAAUUUUGAGAUCGAUGGAUGAAGAUAUAAAACUAGGUAUCAAAUCAAAAAAUUCAAACAAUUCAAAAAAUUUUAAACCAAUUACAGAUCCUUACAUAAUCCCAACUGGUAGUUUUGUAUUGGUACCAAUUGGUCACAUUGGAAAAAAGCCAGAAUUUUGGAAAGAACCAAAUAAAUUUGAUCCUGAUCGAUUUUUACCCGAAAAUAAUACUAAUCGACAUCGUUGUACAUUCAUCCCUUUUAGUUACGGUGCUAGAAAUUGUGUGGGCUUUAAGUACGGUAUGAUGUCAAUGAAGGUACUUUUAGCAGCGAUUUUAAACAAAUACAUCAUCAAACCUGCACAGUAUAAAAGUUUGGAGGAAAUUGAGCUGAUUUUUGGCAUGGUAACAAAACCGAAACACGGUUUCAAAAUAAAACUGGAAAGGAAAAUUUAAAAUGCAAAUGUAAUAUAAUUGUACAAUAAAAAUUCAAUAAUGAUACGAAUAACUAA